AUGGCAUUCACUCAAACUAUUUUAACACGGCCCACUUUGUUGGUCAGUGCAUUGGUCCUGACGGUUGGCACCGUGAUUUGCUACAAUUAUCUAUCAAAACCACCUGCACCAAAAGACUCUGAUAAAGACAACACUCGCUCUAUAUCUUCGGUUAAAAAGGAUACUCAAAAAGACAAGGCAUCGGAGACUCCCGAAAGUACGACACAACACGCAUCCGCCACAAACCCUGAACAACAUGAUACAAAGAAUGCUACAACACAUGAAACGACACCAUUGAACAACCGAGAGAUCAACAAUAAGGAAGAAUCCACCACUGCUGCUGUGCAGCAGCACGAUGCUGUUGAGACUGAAAAGAAGGCUGCUGCUGUGAUUGAAUCGACCAAGGAUGACACUAUUGCUCCUGAACCUGUUACCAAGGAACAAGCAUCCCGAGAAAUGAAGCCUGCUGAAACAAAGACAACAAAGCCUGAGCCUGUUGAAAUCGAGUCUGCUGCUGAAUCCAAGGAUGAAAAGAUCGAGUCUGCUGCUGCUGCUGAUACACCUGUUGAAUCCAAGGAUGAAAAGAUCGAGGAAAAGGCUGCUGAAAAGGAUACAAAGGUUGAGAAGGAAGACAUUGCCCAAGUUGAAUCUUCUACUGCUGAGGAGGAUGCAAAGGUUGAGGAAAAGGCUGCUGAAAAGGAGGAUACAAAGGUUGAGGAAAAGGCUGAGAACAUUACACAACAACAACAACAACAGCCAUCUGAGGAAGGCGCUGCUCCAUCAUCACCAUUAGACUCUUCAAGCACUACUUCCUCGUCAUCUGGAUCAGCCAAGCAGAUGGAUGAAUCAUACCCCACCUCCACUUUGACAACACCCAGUGCAUCCAAGUCAUCAUCCACAUACUGGCAGCAACCCAACAAUGACCCAAUGUCUCAAUAUGGCUUUGCUUGGCCCACUUUGAUCCCCGUGCCAGAAUUUAGACCUCAGCAACAGCAAAACCAACAAAGCUUUUACUCCAACGAAGCUGGUAACCCCAUUCCUGGUCAAGAUGAAAAUCGUCCUCGAGGCAAAAAGGGUCGUCGUGUCAAGAAGCGUUUGAGUCGUGUGGAAAGGAUCGAGGAACAACGUCAAACUCACAAGCCCACCAUGAAAUCUCGAUGCGAUUACUGGCCUUAUUGCAGCAACCGUAACUGCAAGUUUAUACACCCUGUAAAGCCUUGCCGUGUUGGUGAUGGAUGCGGUUUCGGCAACCGAUGCAUGUUCUUACAUCCAAGCGAUUAUAUCGACUAA
Molecule: messenger RNA, 1269 nt
Organism: Lichtheimia ornata
Lineage: Eukaryota; Fungi; Mucoromycota; Mucoromycetes; Mucorales; Lichtheimiaceae
Exons: 4
Coding region: 1-1269 (422 amino acids)
Molecular function (GO): metal ion binding
Source: RefSeq, a predicted model, not a curated record